Molecule: messenger RNA, 333 nt
Organism: Drosophila virilis
Lineage: Eukaryota; Metazoa; Arthropoda; Insecta; Diptera; Drosophilidae
Source: RefSeq, a predicted model, not a curated record
AUGAACUACACCUGGGCAUUCGCUCUCAUCCUGGCCACAUUGUGCCUGUCCCAGGCAGCGCCCCUCAACAAUCCCUACCAGGCCAUCAGCUCGCCCAGCGACAUUAGCGGACAACCAGUGCGCACAAAACGCGGCAGCUAUCAAAAUGAUUAUUACAUCUGCUAUCCCAGCAGCGUUGUCUAUGGCUACCAUCACAACAAUCCCAGUUCCCCGGACGGACAUCGUCGCUCCGAUGCGCCGGAGCAACGUUUCCUCGCCUACGACUCCUACGAGGCGCGUACAAAUCGUGCGGAUAGGGAACGCGCUGCCUACACAGACAGCUUUGGCAAAUAA